UCCAAUGGCCGCUCCAUCUCCCUCCCACACGGCCCGAAAAUUCCUCUGCUCUAAAUCCACCACUGCCUCUCCAGCAGCUCGCCGGAUCCUCCACAACCUCUGCACACUCACCUCCUCCUAUCCACUCCCUUACCUCCUCCUCGACAUCCUCCGCGAUGGUCUCCACUUCAACUCCGCCGUCUCCGCCGCCUUCAUCUCCAACUCAUUUUCCCUGCUUUCUCCCCGACCCGCCAUUCUUCUUUUCUCCCUUCUCCGCCGGCCUCCUCCCUUCGUCUGCAACACCCUCAUGCGCUCUCUUCUCCCAUUCCGCUCCUCUGCCCCACUCUUCAUAUUCCACCAAAUGCACCUCUCCUCCCUCACAUCCAAUCACCACACCUUCCCCCUCCUGCUCAAAUCCCUCUCCAUCCUCCGUUUCCUCCACUCCGGCCUCUCCCUCCAUUCCCACAUCCUCAAGCUCGGCUUCCUCUCAGACUCCUACAUCGCUUCCUCCCUUCUCCACUUUUACUCUCUAUGCUCCGCCUCCGAUUCUGCCCUCCACCUGUUCGACGAUUUGCCUCUAAAGGGGGUAGCUGCCUGGUCCACCCUCAUCGGCGCCCUCGCCCGGGCGGACCGCCCGGAAGAUGCUCUGGUUGUUUUUGAGCGCAUGAACUUCUCUGGAAUCACGCCGAACCGCGUCACCAUGGUUAGCGCACUGGCCGCCUGCGCCGCCCAUGGCGCCUCUCUCGAUUUCGGCGAAUGGAUUCACCGCCAAGCUACCAACGCUGGCUGGGAGCUUGACGUCGUUCUCGGUACAGCUCUCGUUGACAUGUAUUGCAAAUACGGCUGCGUCGAUGCCGGCUUCGAUGUGUUCUUGAGAAUGCCCCAACGAAGUUUGUUUACCUGGAAUUCACUGAUUCAAGGUUUCGCCUUUUCGAAAGGAGGGGCCAUGGCGCUGAAAUGGUUCUCGAAGAUGGAGGAGGAAGGUGUGAGCCCGGACGCUGUCACGCUUGUCGGAGUCCUCACAGCUUGUAGUCACUCGGGGUUGGUGGAGUCUGGGCGGAGGAUCUUCGACAUUUUGGUUCGAGGAAAGUUUGGGUUUAGAGCAGGGAUCAAACACUAUGGGUGCAUGGUGGAUCUAUAUGGAAGAGCAGGGUUGCUCGAUGCGGCUGUGGAAUGUAUUCGGAUUAUGCCGUUUGAGCCUAAUGUGGUCAUCUAUGGAUCCUUGUUGUCAGCUUCGAGGGCGAGAAAGGAGCUGGUUUUGAGCGAGUUUGUGGUGAGGAGGUUGGUGGAGUUGGAGCCGGAAAAAGCUGCACAUUAUGUCCUGUUAUCAAAUAUAUAUGUGGAGAUGGGGAGGUGGAAGGAGGUUGAGGAGGUGAGGAGGUUUAUGAGGAAGUUGGGUUUGAGGAAGGAGUCUGGUUGGGCUUUGAUGGAAUGGGAGGAUAUGGAGUAUGUGGAAGAGGCUAUUUAGCACCAUUUGAAGAAUGGAAUUUGCUAGUUUUUUAAGGCUGAGAACUGCAUUGUAUUUAAGUAAGGGAUGAAUACUCUAAUAAAGCUGAAGGAAGAAGAACUCAGAAUCGAUUACAUUUGCAAGAGGAAGAAGCUGAACACAGAGGAUUAAGGAAAAGGCAUAGUUGCAUUCUCCAAACAGCAAGUGGUUACAAGAUGUAUAUAUAGAGAAUGCGGAAAGCUUCUAGGGAUGCUUUAAUAGUCAGAAUACAAUAAUUCAGUUAUAUGGAGAAUCCCGGUAGUAGUGAGGCUAUGGAGACGUAAGCUUGGUGCGAAUUCAACAAUGGGACUUCAGAGCCAUAAGAUACUCAUUGUGGUUUUGGCAAGUGCUCGACAUUCGGCUUCCGUGGAAGUCUGAGCAACAGUGGACUGCUUUUUCACUUGCAAUGAUAUUAAUGUGUCUCCAAGAAAUGAGCAUACGCAAGUUGUUGAUUAUUAGUCUGUUUUGUUCCCAGUCCAAUCGGUGUCUGCAUAAGCAGUAAGUUGUAGAUUGUCAGGUAUCAUAUACAUACCAAAAUGACUGGACCCUUUUAGAUACCAAAGUAAAUAAGUGAGUUGGUUGUAGUCGGAGGUAGUGUGCACGUGCAUAUGUUGGCCUAGACGAUUAAAAACAUAAGCAAUAUCGGGUCUUGUCAUCCUAAGGUAUUGAAUUGCUUUGUUUAUUUAAUGGUAGAGAGUUGGAUUAUUAAAGGGAGAGCUUGUAGUAGGGUCAACCUGUAAUCCAGCCAAAGUAAGAAGAUGAAGCGCAAACCAUUGUUGGUUAAAGAAGUAUUGGUGAGUGUUGUUGAAAUUGAAUGCCCAAGAAGCAUCCUAUUGACCCAAGGUGUCGAAGUUGAAAACAGACCUCCAAAGUUGCAGUCGGCUGACAUAUCCUCUGUGAGUUGUUUCCUGUAAUAAGUAUAUCAUCUACAUAUAUGAGGACAAUUAUACGAACAUUGUCAUGAUUAUAUAGUAGCAAAGAUGGAUCCACUUUGCUGAUAUGGAAACCUCGUUUGUGAAAGAAUUUUGAAUUUUUGAAUCGUCGUUGAACUGCUUUGAUAAAAUUUAUGGUUUUGUUUAUUGUUUCAGGUUUUGCACAUAUAGGAAAUACCGAACAGAUUUUGGAAAAGUCAUCAAUAAAAGUAAUUUUGUAUUUAUAAUCUUGAUAAGAAGUAACUGGGGAAGGAUCCUAUACAUCACUAUGAUUAACCUCAAAUAGUUUGUAAUGUUGUCCUAUACUAGAUACAAAUAGGCUCUUUGUGAGUUGAAAUUUAUGGCAUGGAGUUGAAGUGGAUGGAGUGAUAAGAAGAUGACUAUUGGAGAUGGUUGCCAUAAUAUUUCAUUGUGGGUAUUCCAAGUGCUGAUGCCACAAAUCACCUUGUUGUAAUUUGGAAAUCGAUGUAGUAAAUGCAUGUGGUUGAUAGUCCAUUAGAGUUGAGGUCCUUGAGAAAAGUCUAUUGAGUCUGAGGAUCAGAAAUGACAAAGCCAUGAGAUCAAAUGUAUUUGAGAGAGUUUGAGCUUACGCUUUGGAGUAGGGAGGAUAUUGUCUCCUUUGGGUUGAAUUGGAACCGCUUGCCCAUUUCUUACCAUCACGUGUUGAUUUCGCUAGUAUGCGGUAGCUGGUUGGAGUUGGUUCAAAUCUAAUGUGAAGUGACUUGUUGCCCCCGAAUCAAGAAUCCACUCUCUAGAGGUAGCAUUGAGACCUUGAGAUGGAGGGGAGAAGGUUCAUUCGAUUCCGACUUAUCGAUGUCGAAUGACCUGCUUUAUUGCAUACUUGGCAUAUUACGUUGGAUCUAUUUGGUGUCCUUCCUCCUCUUGAAUGUUUGAAGUGUCCUCCUCGCUGAUUUGAUGAUUGAUUUCAGCCUUUUUCUUGAUUGUUGUUUGUAUUGUUUGCUGCAUGGGUCUUCAAUGCCAUAUGGUUUUCGGUGGAAGUUACAGGCCUUGAGUUUACAUUAUGAAUAUUGAUCUCCUUGCUACAUAGAAGAGAAUAAAAAUAAUCGAGAGCAAUGGAUUGAAGUGAUGUUCGAAUGGCUAUCUUGAAAGCAUUGUGAGUUGGAGGUUGGCCGUUGAGAGUAUAUCGAAUAACGUCUUCGUGAUCCAGUUUGGAGCCCGCAACAUUAAUUUGAUCAACUAUGAUUUGAAUGUUUAUUAAGUAUUGCCCCAACGUUUAAUCUCCCACAAAUAUAUGGUGUAAUUCGUUCUUUAGCUGAAUCACCCUUGAUCUUUUGGCGGGUUGUAGUCUGCGUUUACGUGUAGACUAGAUUUCAACGACAGUGUGAAGAUUGAUGAUAUGAUUUGAGGAGGGAUGUGAGAAAUUUAAGGGGAGGUGGUAUAUUGAGGGCUUGGGUCAGUGAAAUAAAGGGUUGGAUUCUGAUAUUGCAGAUUCUUUUAUAUGCAUAGCAGAGACCGGAUGAAGUGGAGAAUAAAGAGGGAGCUUACCGAUAGUCUAGCAGGCAAGCUUUGAUGCCAUGAGAAAAUAGAGAUCAAUGCAUACCGUAGACCAGCAGGGAUGAAUACUCUAAUAGAGCUCAAGGAGAAAGGCUUCAGAAGCAAUUAACCCUGCAAGAGGAAGAAACUAAACACAGAUGAUUAAUGAAAAGACAUAACUGCAUUCUUCAAAAUGUAAAUGGUUACAAAAUGUAUAUAUAGAGUAUGUGGGGAGCUUCCAGGGAUGCAAAAAUAGUCAAAAUAAAAUAAUUCAGCUAU
Phalaenopsis equestris is the source of this 4170-nucleotide messenger RNA. RefSeq names its product pentatricopeptide repeat-containing protein At4g21065-like. The transcript has 2 exons. Gene Ontology annotation, biological process: RNA modification. The record is from RefSeq and is a predicted model, not a curated record. Gene Ontology annotation, molecular function: RNA binding; protein binding. NCBI's taxonomy places the organism in Eukaryota, Viridiplantae, Streptophyta, Magnoliopsida, Asparagales, Orchidaceae. The coding region runs from base 5 to 1447 and encodes 480 amino acids.